GCGAAAACGUGUCGGAAAACGUGCAUGGUCUUCGUUUCGUCCACAAGCUGAGGGCCAGGACAGCAUCCGCCCAAGCGGCUAUUUAUAAGAUGCUCUGUGCUUCACGCCCCUCUCCCAACAAGUAACGAGCUUCAGAUGCAUCGCUUUUUCCUUCUCGCAACGGCGGCAGUAUCGUCCCUCGUCGCUGCCGCCCCUGCUGCACCCGGUGUCGAGGUCAGGGACGCCCACUUCAACCCCCUCGAGCACCUUGGUGGGAACAGCCCAUUUUUUGCGGGUCCCAAUGUAUUCGGUAUUGAUCCAGAACCGCCCGCGAAUUGCGUAGUCGACCAGGCCGCUUUUACGUCUCGCCACGGCAGCAGAUAUCCAGACCCUGGAGCUUGGGACCAAUGGAAUGCUCUUCGUAACAAGAUCCAAGCGGCGAAUUUCACUGUCACUGCUGGGGGCUUGAAUUUCUUGCACACCUGGAAGCCGGUGGUUCGAACUCCCUCAUCCAACAACCAAAAACUGUCCAUCACGGGCUGGAAGGAGCUCCAUCAAAUGGGAACCCAGUAUCGCUUUAGAUACGAUCCGUCAUUCUUCGAUGACAAUGGAAUGGAAUUCCAUCUGUGGGCGAACCAAUAUCCCGCAUCGCCUCGCGUGAUCGACUCCGCUCGUUUGUUUGCGCAGGGAUACCUUGGCCCAAAUGCCACAGCCGUCGGUCAUGUGCAUCCCGUAGCGAGCCGUGAUCCCCGCUCGAUUGCCAAUAGUCUGGCGGCUUCCGACCUGUGCCUCAAAUACGUGGACAAUGGAGGCGGCGAAGCUUUCAAUACCUUUGCCGCCACGUACUUGCCGCAAAUGACAGCGCGGCUCAACUCCAAGAUCCGGGGUGGGUUCAACUUCACCACAGCCGAUGUAUACAUUAUGCCGUACCUCUGCGGCUUCGAAACACAGAUUACGGGCAAAAGAUCCCCUUGGUGUGGUCUUUUUGCGCCUCAUGAGUUCGAAGCUUACGAGUACGCGCAGGACUUGCGCUACUAUUUCGGCCACGGACCCGGCAACCGGCUAGCUGGCAAAGUGAUGCUGCCGUUCUUGUCGGCCGUCAUCGACCGUUUUGUCGACGGGCCCGACGCGACGUAUACAAACUCGGAUGGAAGCACCUUCAAGCCAAACAAGCUGAUUGCGACAUUCACCAACGACGGGAACGUCAAUCAAAUCGUGGCCGCCUCCGGGAUCUUCGACGACCAAGCCCCUUUACCCGGUGAUGCCAUCCCUCGCAACCGGAUCUUCCGCGCGACCCGAUACACAUCCAUGCGGGGCACCAUCACCUUCGAGCGUCUCAACUGCGGCAAACGAGGCUUGUUCGUCCGAGCGAAGCUCAACGACGCCGUGUACCCCAUCGCCAAGUGCCAGAACGGGCCCGACAGGAGCUGCAAGUUAUCGGACUACCAGGCACUUUUGAGAAAGCGGCUGGAGGAGGCUGGUCCUUUCCAGACUUUCUGCGGUGUAGUGAACUCCACCAUCCCUGUAGGGUUAGAGAAAACGACUUUCUUGAAAGACAUAACAUUGCCUUUCGAGUUUGAUGUUAAGCCUUAGAGUAGAUAGGGCUUUUUUACAGAUGUGCCUCUCGACCCCAUAAAAAGUCAUAUAAAAGGGUUCGCCAAAUCGACUGCAUUGCUAGCCUGCAUAAAACAUGCGACCAUACAUUGAAGGUCACAAUACUAUAGCAACGAACGAGAUCUAGAAGUUUCCUAAUUCGGUUAUGUAAAAU
Messenger RNA from Fimicolochytrium jonesii, 1747 nucleotides. Its product is annotated as histidine phosphatase superfamily. Gene Ontology annotation, molecular function: acid phosphatase activity. The transcript has 2 exons. The record is from RefSeq and is a predicted model, not a curated record. Bases 136 to 1572 code for a protein of 478 amino acids. Lineage: Eukaryota; Fungi; Chytridiomycota; Chytridiomycetes; Spizellomycetales; Powellomycetaceae. Gene Ontology annotation, cellular component: fungal-type cell wall.